This is a messenger RNA of Sungouiella intermedia, 237 nucleotides long. Lineage: Eukaryota; Fungi; Ascomycota; Pichiomycetes; Serinales; Metschnikowiaceae. The record is from the annotation of a GenBank genome assembly.
AUGAUUGCCUCCCGUGUCUUGAUGAACGCCGCUAAGAAAAACACCGGCAAGAGCGCCGUCCCUGUGGAAAUGUACCCAUUGUUCGGUGCCGUCGGUGUUGCCCUUGUCUCGUUGGGUUACUUCACCUACAGACACUUUGCUUACGACAAGCAAUUGAGAUUGUGGAAGAACCCAGACUUGUCCAACUUGGAUAACGUGUUGAACAAGGCUGCUAAGGAGGAUGAGGAGUCCAAGUAA